Molecule: messenger RNA, 627 nt
Organism: Ilex paraguariensis (yerba mate)
Lineage: Eukaryota; Viridiplantae; Streptophyta; Magnoliopsida; Aquifoliales; Aquifoliaceae
Source: the annotation of a GenBank genome assembly
AUGGCUAUGCUGCACUGUGCUGCAGCGCAAACGGUUUACGUGGUCGGAGACAGCUUGGGUUGGACGAUACCUUCAGGUGGUGCAGCGGCGUACACUACUUGGGCUUCUGGUAAAACGUUCAUGGUUGGUGAUACCCUAACCUUCAACUUCUUAACCAACCAACAUGAUGUCCUACAAGUACCAAAAGCACCCUACGAUGCCUGCAUUUCAGACAAUGCCAGUGGCAAUCCAAUCAUGACCGGACCAGCCAAUAUCACACUUAAUGCUGCUGGCGAUCAUUACUACAUUUGCACCUUCGGCGACCACUGCCAAAACGGUCAGAAGCUAGCCAUCACUGUCUCUGGUACUCCUGGGGCUUCCCCUCCUACUAUUGCAACUACUCCUCCGCCUCCGGCCACGCCUUCUCCGACCUCGCCUUCUCCAACCUCAAACACCCCUAGUGCUUGUCCUCCAACUCCAUCAUCGACUCCACCAACUGAUGGACCCACGGCAUCAACCACACCGGGCGGUGGAGCUUCCCCUCCUCCUCCAGAUUCUCCAUCAUCUGCUGUGCUUUCUAGUUUCUUCCUUAUGUUCUUGGCCUUUGCCAUGACCUUCUGCAUUUUGAUAGUAGAAGAGAGUGGAUAG